Sciurus carolinensis (gray squirrel) is the source of this 1422-nucleotide messenger RNA. RefSeq names its product tripartite motif family like 1 (gene Triml1). The transcript has 6 exons. Gene Ontology annotation, molecular function: protein binding. Bases 1 to 1422 code for a protein of 473 amino acids. The record is from RefSeq and is a predicted model, not a curated record. Lineage: Eukaryota; Metazoa; Chordata; Mammalia; Rodentia; Sciuridae.
AUGUCCAUCCUUGAGAAAAUGUCUACGGCAGAUUUGAUGGAGAAUCUCAGAGAAGAACUCACCUGCUUCAUCUGCUUGGACUAUUUCAGCAGCCCAGUGACCACUGAGUGUGGGCAUAGCUUCUGUCUGAGGUGUCUCCUUAAGAGCUGGGAGGAACAAAACACACUUUUAUCUUGUCCUGAGUGCUGGAGGACUUUGGGGGGCCCUCAUUUCCAGCCCAAUGAGCGGCUGGGGAGACUGGCUAGCAUCGGCAGGCAGCUCAGAUCCCAGGUGCUGCAGAGUGAGGAGGAACAAGUCAACUGUGGGAGAAUGCCCCCCACGAGGGUGUUCUCUGAUGAUGAGCAGAGUGUAACUGUUUUUUCAAGCCAGAGUCAUGGAAUAAACAGAGUGUAUCUCUCGAGUGAGGCUGAGGAGCAACACAGAGAGAAACUCCAGGAAAUCCUAAGUCUUCUCCGUAAAAAGAGGAAGGAAGCUCAGGCUAUACUGACCCACGAGAGGGAGAGAGUGAUAUUGUGUAAGGAAGAGACAAAAACUUGUAAACAGGUUGUUGUGUCAGAAUAUAUGAAGAUGCACCAGUUCCUGAAGGAGGAAGAACAGCUCCAACUCCAGCUACUAGAAAAGGAGGAAAGAAAGAACAUGAAAAAACUGAGGGACAACGAGAUCCAGCUGGCCCAGCAAAUCAGAAGCCUCAACAAAAUGAUCGGACAGAUAGAGACCACAUGUCAGAACUCGGCUUUUGAAUCUUUUGAGGAAGUAAGAGGAGCCCUGGAAAGGAGCGAAUCACUCCUGCUUCAGUGUCCGGAGGCCACUGCCACAGAACUGAGUCUGUGCCACAUCACCGGAAUGAGAGAGAUGCUAAGAAAAUUCAGCACAGAGAUAACUCUGGACCCAGACACUGCCAAUGCCUAUCUAGUCUUGUCUGAGGAUCUGAAAAGUGUGAGAUACGGAGGAAUCAGACAGCAGUUACCCGACAACCCGGAAAGAUUUGACCAGUCCGCAACUGUGCUGGGAGCUCAGGUCUUCACCCACGGAAGACAUUAUUGGGAGGUGGAAGUGGGAAACAAGACUGAGUGGGAAGUGGGUAUCUGUAAGGACUCUGUGAGCAGAAAGGGAAACCUCCCCAAGCCUCCGGGGGACCUCUUCUCGCUCAUAGGUUUAAAAAUUGGAGAGGAUUACAGUCUCUGGGUCUCAUCACCUUUGAAAGGGCAACACGUCCAAGAGCCUGUGCAUAAGGUUGGCGUUUUCUUAGACUACGACUGUGGACACAUAGCAUUCUACAAUGUGACAGAUGAGUCCCUCAUCUACAGUUUCCCUCCUGCUUCUUUCCAAGAGGCUCUCAGGCCUAUCUUUUCCCCUUGCCUCCCAAAUGAAGGGACAAACACAGACCCUCUUAUCAUCUGCUCACUGAAUAGCCACAUCUGA